Molecule: messenger RNA, 7504 nt
Organism: Sturnus vulgaris (Common starling)
Lineage: Eukaryota; Metazoa; Chordata; Aves; Passeriformes; Sturnidae
Source: RefSeq, a predicted model, not a curated record
AUGUUUGACGGCUGCCUCCUGCCCCUCGUCGUGCCCUGCCUGCUGCUCUGCGGACUGGACACCGGCACAGCUGGCGGAGCGGAGCUGGAAGUGGUGAUCCCGGAGCGAGUGCCGCUGGAGAAGAUCCACCUGCUGCCGCCCGGAGGGGAUCGCGGCGGCCCCCGGCGCCGGCGGGCAGCGGCGGAGCAGGAGGAGGAGGAGGAGGCCGUGCUGCUCCGCCUGCCCACCGCCGGCGCCGAGCUGUACCUGCACCUCCGCCGCGACCUGCGCUUCCUGGCCCGGGGCUUCGCGGUGGAGCAGCGGCGCGGGGAGGCGCGGCGGCCCCCGCGGGAGCGGCUCUGCUUCUACUCGGGACACGCUCUGAACCGCAGCGACUCCUUCGCCUCCCUCAGCACCUGCGCCGGGCUGGUUGGCUACAUCCAGCUUGGAUCAGAGCAGCUGCUGAUCCAGCCUGUGAAUGCAUCUGAGACCUCGUUCAGUGGGAAGGAACAUUUCAUCAGGAGGAGACGUUCCACCAAACCCGGCCCCCCCAGCAAGCCCCACGGCCCUGAGGAGCACUGCAAGGUUGUGGCAGAAAAGAAGAGACAGAAGAAAGCGAAGCCCACGAGCGAGUGGCGCGAGAGGAGGAACGCGAUUCGCCUCACCAGCGAGUACACCGUGGAGACCCUGGUGGUGGCAGAUGCUGACAUGGUGCAGUACCACGGAGCAGAGGCUGCCCAAAGGUUCAUCCUCACAGUUAUGAAUAUGGUGUACAACAUGUUCCAGCAUCAAAGCCUGGGCAUUAAAGUCAACAUUCGAGUGACCAAACUAGUCCUGCUUCACAAUCGCCCUGCAAAGUUGUCCAUUGGGCAUCAUGGAGAGAGAUCUCUGGAGAGCUUCUGUCAGUGGCAAAAUGAAGAAUAUGGUGGGGCAAAAUACCUUGGUAACAACCAGGUUCCUGGUGCCAGGGAUGACACCCCUCCUGUGGAUGCUGCUGUUUUUGUCACCAGGACAGAUUUCUGCGUGCACAAAGACGAGCCUUGUGACACUGUGGGAAUUGCUUACCUAGGAGGUGUCUGCAGUGCCAAGAGAAAGUGUGUUCUUGCUGAAGACAACGGUCUCAAUCUGGCAUUCACAAUUGCACAUGAGCUUGGGCACAACAUGGGCAUGAGCCACGAUGAUGAUCAUCAGCCCUGUGCUGGGAGGUCUCACAUUAUGUCUGGAGAAUGGGUGAAGGGCAGGAACCCAAGUGACCUCUCCUGGUCUUCGUGCAGCCGAGACGACCUCGAAAACUUCCUAAAGUCCAAGGUGAGCACCUGCCUGCUGGUGACAGAUCCCCGGAGCCAAUAUUCCGUGCGGCUCCCUCACAAACUGCCGGGCAUGCACUACAGCGCCGACGAGCAGUGCCAGAUCCUUUUUGGCACCAACGCCACCUUCUGUAAGAAUAUGGAGCAUUUGAUGUGUGCUGGGCUCUGGUGCCUGGUGGAAGGAGACACAUCCUGUAAAACAAAGUUGGACCCCCCUCUGGAUGGCACCGAAUGUGGCGCAGACAAGUGGUGCCGAGCUGGGGAGUGUGUCAGUAAAACGCCCAUCCCUGAGCACGUGGACGGGGACUGGAGCGUGUGGAGCCAGUGGAGCAUGUGCAGCCGGACGUGCGGAACGGGGGUGCGCUUCAGGCAGCGGAAAUGUGACAACCCCCCCCCGGGGCCGGGUGGGAAGAACUGCCGGGGGGCCAGCGUGGAGCACACGGUGUGUGAGAACCUGCCCUGCCCCAAAGGGGUGCCCAGCUUCAGGGACCAGCAGUGCCAGGCCCACGACAGGUACACCAACAAGAAGAAAAGCCUCCUGACAGCUGUCAUUGUGGAUGAUAAGCCAUGUGAGCUCUUCUGCUCCCCACUGGGCAAGGAUUCUCCUGUGCUGGUGACAGACAGAGUCCUGGAUGGAACUCCCUGUGGGCCUUAUGAGACAGAUCUCUGUGUACAUGGCAAGUGCCAGAAAAUCGGCUGUGAUGGGAUCAUUGGCUCAGCUGCCAAAGAGGAUCGCUGUGGGAUCUGCAGUGGUGAUGGGAAAACCUGCAAAGUGGUGAAAGGAGACUUCAACCACACCAAGGGCAUGGUAACCAAUAGUCAUUGUAAGAAGGUUUCCACAUGUGUGAUGGCAAAGGCAAAGGCUGUUCCCAAGUGUUUCUCGUGUUACAUCGAAGCCGCUGUGAUCCCUGCGGGUGCCCGGCGGAUCAGAGUGGUUGAGGAUAAACCUGCUCACAGCUUUCUGGCUUUAAAAGAUUCCAGUAAGAGAUCCAUUAACAGCGACUGGAAAAUUGAGCUUCCUGGUGAGUUUCAGAUCGCAGGCACCACUGUCCGGUACGUGCGAAGGGGGCUGUGGGAGAAAAUCUCUGCCAAAGGACCAACUAAAAUACCACUGCACUUGAUGGUGCUGUUAUUCCAUGACCAGAAUUAUGGAAUUCAUUAUGAAUACACCAUCCCUGUAAACUAUACUGCUGAAAACAGAAGUGAGCCAGAAAAGCAACAGGAUUCCUUGUACAUCUGGACACACAGUGGAUGGGAAGGAUGCAGUGUGCAGUGUGGAGGAGGUGAGAGGAAAACCAUCGUGUCCUGCACUCGGAUCAUUAACAAGACAAUGACACUGGUGAAUGACAGUGACUGCCAGCGAGUGACCCGCCCCGAGCCCCAGGUCAGGAAAUGUAAUACACACCCCUGCCAGUCACGGUGGGUGACUGGCCACUGGAGUCCCUGCUCUGCCACUUGUGAGAAGGGUGUGCAGCACCGGGAGGUCACUUGUGUUUAUCAGCUGCAGAACGGCACCUACGUCAACACCAGGGAUCUCUACUGCCUGGGCAGCAAACCAGCCACGGUGCAGAGCUGUGAGGGAAGGGACUGCCUGUCCAUCUGGGAAGCAUCAGAGUGGUCAAAGUGCUCAGCAGACUGUGGCAGGGGAAUUCAGAAAAGAACAGUGACGUGCACAAACUCCCAAGGCAAAUGUGAUGCAGCCACCAGGCCGAGAGAUGAGGAAGAGUGUGAGGAUCACACGGGCUGUUACGAGUGGAAAACGGGAGACUGGUCCAAGUGCUCCUCCACGUGCGGCAAGGGGCUGCAGUCGCGGGUGGUGCAGUGCAUGCACAAAGUGACCGGGCGGCACGGCAGCGAGUGCCCGGCCCUGGCCAAGCCCCCGGCCUACAGGCAGUGCCACCAGGAGGUCUGCAACGACAGGAUCAACGUCAACACCAUCACCUCACCCAGGCUCGCUGCCCUGACCUACAAGUGCACGGGGGACCAGUGGACAGUGUACUGCAGGGUGAUCCGUGAGAAGAACCUGUGCCAGGACAUGCGGUGGUACCAGCGCUGCUGCCAGACCUGCAGAGACUUUUAUGCAAACAAGAUGCAGCAGAAGAGUUAAUGAACCUGUGCCACUCCUUAGAGUCUUCCAGCUGUUUGUAUGUAAAUCACAGACUAGUAGGUCUGAGUACUGGAACUUCAUGAGUUGCUACAGCGUGGUGGAUCCCAAAGCACACCUAAAUGAGACUUGAAACUAAUCCUACAGACUGGAUACCAAAGUCAUCUGCUCAUCCACCUUAAAAAAAACACACAGAAAGGGUCAUCUCAAGGAGCCAAUCAUUUCUGAAUACUUUGACAUCCUCACAUUUUUCAUUAAUGCUUUUUUAAUAUAUUAAAUCACCAGCCACUGGAUGGCUUGCUACCAUUAAAGAAAAGGACAAGUGUUGCAAAGUGAUUACAUUGGAUAAGGUUAUGGGUACCUCCGUGGAGGAAGGCCUCUGGCAAAAUAAUUCAGCAAAGGUAGAGACAUUACUUAAUCUUUUAAUCUUGGCUUUUAUCUGUUGUUUUCAAUUCCCAGCAGUUAUCCCACUGCAGAGUGGGCUUGGAGGGACAUGCAUAAAUGAAAGGCUUAGUUUAAAGAGAGGAUUUUCUGUAAAAGCUUGUGAAAACUGAUAGCAGAGGAUGGACAUCUCUGAAUUUCCUACAGAAAACUGAGUAUAAUUAUAUCCAACAUUCCAAGUCAUAAUUUUAGAGCCACUAAUAAGGAGUGCUUUUCCUUCUAAUUUUUAAAAACAAUCCUCUAUCUUUUCCCCAGAAUAAUAGAGUUUCUUUUAUGAAACCUAAUUUUUCUCUGAGCUUAAUGAAAUGGAAGCUUAUUAACAGCCGUAGAUAGUUAUUUUUAAACAAGCAAAACCAUUUACAUGAGAUGGGAGAAGCCAGAAAUCAUUUCAUCCAGUACAGCUCAGUGAGGGAUUGCUUGGCCUAAGCUCUCUCCAAUUUUUAGAAGUCAAUCAGAUAAUGAGACUGUUGGUUCUUAUAAGAGGACUGUGAAACUGGAUAGGGUUGGAACAGAAACUGAAUUUGGAACAAUCUUUAUGAAAAGGAUAUAGUGGGGAGCAGAACAGGUGUUUCCUAUCUCUGGGCUCUUUUAUACAGCUGAGGUUAUGUAGCUUUUGGAAUAACCAGAAGUAGCCAGGGAUGCAAGACAUUCAAAUUGUAACCUGGAGCUUGUGGGAAGCCAGAGGGCUCAGGCUUCCAUUGAUUGCUUUCAGGGAUUGGGAAUUUCCUCGGUGUCUUUGAAUGCUCCCUGUGUCACUUCUGUGGUGCUGUCAGAGCACUUACAGGUGCUGCACACACAAUACUCUGCCAUGUCUCUGCACUUUAAACCAGACUCCUCUCUGCCAUGUGAGACUUGAAACAGGAGCUCUGCCCAGGGCAGGGCUUGUCCCUUCCCUUGUCACACACAUCAGUGUCUCCCUAUCACAUCUUGCAUCGUUUCUCUUGUCAGGGCUCAAGGCCAUGGUUGAGUUUCAGCCCCCUCCUCGUGGCAGGAGCAGAGCCCUUUGGAUAAUUGCAGCUUUGUACUCGCUCUAGAACUGUGUGUGACUCUUGGGCUCCUUGGGGCUGAGCACAGAACCAAGCCCAGCUACUCCCCCAGCCCCUGGGCCAGGCUGGCUUGCAGCUCACAGCUGGCCCAAGUUGUCUUUGUUGCUGUUGUCACUUUUUGUCAAUGCAAGGAAGGAUAAAGACUCUCAGUACCUAACAAGUCUUUAAAGCAAUUUUUGCUUAGUACAAUUCUUUCCAUAUCCAGGACCUCACUGGAAUAACCUAUUAGCAUUUUAUUAAGGGCUAAAUUUUUCAAGCACAGGGAGAAAUGUUCAUCAACAGACUGACCCUGUGUGGGCUUCACAUUUGCAUCUGUGCUUGUAAGUGCAAAUGAGUGCAUGUGCACAGGGCUGGUCUGAUGCACAAGGGCACAUUUGCACACCUUUUUUCCUCAAGUGCCUGUCUCAAACAGAUCUGCUUUCCAAUGCCUCAGAUGAUUUUCUCUAUCAGGGAAAUGAUUCCAGCUUGGUUUUUAUUGUACUGGAUUUUUUUAGGCAAUUUAUAAUCAGGAUUACACCUCCUUUUUCUGUUAUUCCCACUCUGUUGCCCAGCCCAGAGGUUGAGUAAGUACUUAGCAAAUAAUCAAGGGAAAAUGGCUAGCAGGGGUGACAGGGAAGAUUCAGACAAUACCAGGUGAUACUCAAUUUGGCAAAUUAACUGGUGGAAGAACUGCUAAUGAGAAAGUUCCAAGAGAUUAAACAGAGCCCAGAGGACCUGGUUUAUCUUAGUAAUUCACAGUGGUGUUUCACCCUUUGCCUGUAGUGACACUGGGACUGUCUUUGCUGCCUCCCUGUCCCACAGCCACCCCUGAGUCCCCUGACACCCCUCACUCGGUUUGGAAUUUGCUGUUUUUCUUCUCAUGAGCAACAUUUUCUCUAUUACUUUGGCAGAAUUGUGUGAAUUAUCAUUGCUGGGAAUCAAAGGUGCUUCUCCACAGCAGGGAACGUUUUCCUUCUGGUGCUGAUCUGUGACCCUCUCUAGGCAAAAGGUAGGACAUAGGAGAGGAAAGAUUUUAGGUUUUAUGUUUUUCAGUAAUAAUUCACUACUGGCCACUGUCCAGAACAGGGUGCUAGGCUCGUUAGACCUGUGGCCCAACCUGCUGGGUUCUGGACCCAAAGGACACUUGGGUCCAAGUUCUGGGUCCUAUCAAAGGAAACAGGAAUUUACAAGGAUUUUUUUUCAACUGUAUGAGCACUGAGAAAAAAACCACCUCACUUGCUCUCACAGCUCACAGACUAGCAUGCAUCAACCUUUUAUUUUUUAUAAUCAAACCCCCCAACAUUGAUUAAGAACUGAUGGCACAACACAGCUCCAUUUUAUUCAAUUCUCUUACUUCACAUCAUGACAACCACCCCAUCACAUAACAGCCAGAAAAAUAAUAACAAAAAAAUUUAAUUCUGUUUUAAUAUUCCUGCACUUCUGGUUUUUAUCACUUCAUAGGAGCUUUACAGUGAAGUCACAGCUAUGCCCUGCCCUCAGUUCCCACAUUCUGGUGAAAAGAAAAGCUGUUUGUUUCAGUGUAUCUAUGACAAUACUUUUCUUAGUUGUUCAUAAGAGAUUGAUGCUCUUUUGAUUACAGUGGUGGUAUUUCCAUAUUGUAAACAAUACUCUGUACUGUUACUAAAGUACUGUACAUUUCUAGUUGCACAAUUGUGUUAUUGAGUGUAGAUUCUCACUAUCUCAUGUAUGGUGCUAUUUUUUGUUGGUGGAAAAGAAUCGUAGCAGUCGAUUAUUGCUUGAUAUUUUAUUAUAAUACAGGGAUAUAUUCUCCAUGGCAAUAAUAUCAUUUAAGUUUUCUCAUUACAGAGUGAAAUGUAUAUAUUUUUCCAUUAGCUAAUUUGCAUAUGUACUGUAUCCAUGGUAAUUUUCUUCUUGGUGCUGGUUAUAAAUAGAAAAAGAUAAAAAACAGUCCAACUGAAUGGAACCAGUUGUAAAUGAAAGCCAAAAAAAAAAAAAAAGAGGAUCAUUCCAUUUUGAACAAAUUGAAUAUGUUGAAUAAUAAAUUUAUUUUUCCAUAACAAUUUUAAUAAGGUUUCUGAACUUGAAACAAUAAUACAAAGCAAACCCAACAGCAUGUAAAUUAGGAGAAAGGAGUGAAGCUGUAAGUGGUACAUUAUGCAUCUGUGUAAUACUGGACUGAGACUGGGAUUUGGUUAAAUCCAAGCCAACUGUUUAAUUGCUGUGGUCGGUGUAAAAGGUCAUUUGGCAGUAAAAUUCUGGCACCUCAGAGUUCUCAGUGUGCUAACAAAACAAGAAAUGAUGGGUCUUGUCCUGGUCAGGUUGCAAAACAAAGCAUGGGGAUGUUAACACCUGAAUGAUGCCUUGCCAGGUCUGUGGUCAAUGACACAACAGUCGAAAAUUCCUGUCUGGGAGCAGCUGCCAGGCUCUGUUUGGGAUAUCUGUGAGUGUGCCUGGGCAGGCUGUGGGGAGGGGGAGAGGGAUGUUCUGAGAGUGCUUUUGGGGAAGGUUGUUCUUGCUGUGCUGGAGCUCCACAGGCACCCCCUGACAAUGAACAGUGCUGAGCAUGUGGAAAUUUAUACUGGAGCAAAACCAUCCCAUCCAUUGGGAAGGGAUCUGCAUAACCUAGCUGCACUCUCCCCUGGUGUGAAAUAAAUGGAAUUACUUCA